CUCCUCGGCUCUUCUCCCUGACCUUCAACGGGCGAGGUUUUUUGAAAGCAUCCUCUCUCUCGUCUCCUCUUCAACCCCCGACACCCAACUGAAGCCGUAACCGAAGCCGUAGAGAGGGGGAGCCAAAGCUUACUCUUUAGACCUUCCUACUUCAUAGGAUUUCGGGACUAUCCUCCCUCGAUUCGUGUCAUCUACCUCGCGGUCCCGCCUCAACUGCCGCCUGUCGAUUAGCCGCUCGGAGCCCCAAUUCUAUACGGCUCUUCGAUCUGGGAUCCGCUAGAUUCGCCGGGGCGGUUAUGAGGAGGUGAUGGGAGCGAUGGCGGAGGUGGUGCAGGAGGGGUGCGUGGAGAAUCGGCAGCCCCUGGCGGCUUCGAGCUCGUCCGUGUCGGAUGGCAGCAGCUGUGGCGGCGGAGGGCGGGCGGGGACGUCGCCGCCGGUGUCAAGCUCCGGGAAUUCCAUCUCCGUUCUUAGCAUCAGCAUGCACACAUUAUGUUGCGAUUUGCUCACUUUGUCUGGAAAGUGGAUCCUCAAUUAUGGCAUCUUAAGGCUGCAAUGUAGACGAACAACUGGACCGAUAAGAAGAGCUAAGGGUGGCUGGACACCAGAAGAGGAUGAAACACUGCAGAAGGCAGUUGUAGCUUUCAAGGGCAGAAAUUGGAAAAAAAUAGCUGAAUUCUUUCAGGACAGGACUGAGGUUCAAUGUUUGCAUCGUUGGCAGAAGGUUCUUAAUCCGGAGCUUAUCAAAGGCCCUUGGACUCAAGAGGAAGAUGAAAAAAUCAUUGACCUUGUGGGCAAGUAUGGACCAACAAAAUGGUCUAUCAUCGCGAAAUCAUUGCCUGGCCGCAUAGGCAAGCAAUGCCGAGAGAGGUGGCAUAAUCAUCUGAAUCCAGAAAUAAGGAAAGAUGCUUGGACUCCUGAGGAGGAAAGAGCACUUAUUGAUGCCCAUCAAGUGUUUGGGAAUAAAUGGGCAGAAAUAGCAAAAGCUCUUCCCGGAAGGACCGAUAAUUCUAUAAAGAAUCACUGGAACAGUUCUUUGCGAAAGAAGCUAGAAGCCUAUAGUAGUGUUCUUUCAGCUCCGAAGCUGUUUGUUCAUGAUGAUUUCAAGGAUAAAAUGAAGCCCGUGGCUACUGAUAGCCAUCUUGAUCUGAACCAAAUGCCAAGCGUUGGUUCAAAAGAUGUCCCUGGAAGAGCUUAUUGUACUAUUUUGAGCCCACCUUCACAGGCAUACAAUUUGGACUCAUCAGGCUUGUUUUCUUUUUCUAUACCAACUACGCAGCCUUUAACUUCAUAUGCAAUGUCGUCACUAGUUGAUGGUUCUGCUGUUACAUUGGCGGCACAAGGUCUGCAAAGUGAUUCUGUCCGUGACAAGGGCCUAGAAAUCGACUCUGUACAUGAGAAGGGUGUUGAGGUUGGCUCAACGCCUGAUCCUGCUGGGGUUGAAUUAGAAUCUGCACCAGCCAAAAGAGGUGCAGAAUUAUCUUCAAAGAUUGAGUUGCAUUCUAUCCUUGGUCCUCUUUGUUAUCAAAUUCCAAACAUGGAAGAUGUGGUCCCAAUCAGUACCCCGCUCCGUUCUGAACAUAAUAGUGCACAGAAAACAUCACAACAUUGCAUGUCACCCAAUGGUUAUACUUCUCCCUCUGCAACGAUUGGAAACGUAUCAAGUCAGCUAACUGUUGAUUCAAUUUUGAGGAUUGCUGCUGACACCUUUCCAUGUACUCCUUCAAUACUAAGGAAAAGAAAACGUGAUAAAGCAACACCUGCUUCGGGUAAUGAGUUAAAGACAGGUGGAGUAACCAAUGAUAGCUUUUACACUCCUAAUCGAACGAAUGGGAAGGAUACUACUUCUCCAAGGUCGUUUAAAACUGCUGCAUCUUUUUUGUCGCUGGGUUCUGUUAAUGGGUUAUUGACUUCUGCAAGGAGCUUUGAUUCUUCACCACCCUAUCAGAAGAAAAGGUCAAAAAGAAUGGCCAUCAUCAAAUCAGUUGAGAAACAGCUAGAUUUUUCAGCAGAUGGACUGGAUACUUCUGGUUCUGAGAUUAUGAACUCUCCUUGCCAUAAUUCCCAAGGUGCAAAUUCUAACAGGAUGUAGCAACUGAUUUGAUUGCAAUCUAAUUCCACAAUGUGCAGGAAUUGAUCUCAAUCUUAUGAAGCCAUACAGGACUUAGAAUCCCGUCCUAACUAACCAGCCUCAUGCAAAUGUCCUGGUUCAUGCCAAAAUCCAAAUCAAACACCUUCAGUGGGGACAAGACCUUACCGACAGUUACCCUGUCAUCUCAUGUAAUCAGGGGUGUACAAAAUACUGUCUAAAUUGAAAGCACAUUCCAUAGAAGAUUACAUUGUUUGCUGCAUUUUGUGAACUUAUAGCUAGAAGUUCAGAUUAUAGAAACCCACAGCUGUGUACAAAGAAGAAAAACAUAGCUUUAGAAACAUAUAGAGCUUCCCAGUGGAAUGUCAAAUUGUUCUUAGUUUCUUUUAUUGCGCGCGUCCCACAUGUUGCGAAACAGCAAGGGUCUGCUCAUUUUGUAACAAUAAAGCCUGAUUUGUGGGCUAAAUUCUUGCUAGGCAUUGUCAAGAAACUGGUUAUCACAGGCUUGGCUUCAUGGUUGGCUGAA
Messenger RNA from Zea mays, 2612 nucleotides. Its product is annotated as myb domain protein 3r-3. The transcript has 10 exons. The record is from RefSeq and is a predicted model, not a curated record. Gene Ontology annotation, cellular component: nucleus. Lineage: Eukaryota; Viridiplantae; Streptophyta; Magnoliopsida; Poales; Poaceae. Bases 308 to 2089 code for a protein of 593 amino acids. Gene Ontology annotation, molecular function: DNA-binding transcription factor activity, RNA polymerase II-specific; RNA polymerase II cis-regulatory region sequence-specific DNA binding. Gene Ontology annotation, biological process: regulation of DNA-templated transcription.